AUGCUUACAAUGCUGUUAUCGCUGACAAUGGCAAUGCCUGCAGUCACUGCCAAAAUUAAUGAUGAUCAUAUACGGUUGGAUAUGUGCCGGACCUUGCUAGAGGAUGAAUUAUGUGAUCGAACUAUGCCGAUUCAUGAUGGGCACUAUCCUGUAACGAAACUGAACGAUAGACUUAUUGUGCGUGUAAAUCCAGGUGAAAGGCCUCACUAUGGAAUUCACUCGGAGUAUCUCCCAUAUAACUGUCAUGUUCUCAAAGAAGGUGAAUCGACAACAGAAGAGAACGCUUUCGUACUAGGAGGUUGUCCUCAUAAAACAAACGUGGCAAUUUAUCAAUCAAAAGUCCCAGUGCGUAUAGAAUUCACAAUGCAAGACGUCUUAAGCGAGUUCCGCACGCAAAUGAGUGGCGACUACAUAGUAAAAUGUAUUAUCGGAGAAUGUUCGAGAAAAGAAGGCAGCGCAAUUAACAAAUGUCCCGAUUAUGAUCAUUGUGAGAAAGGUGAAGCAUGGAAUCCGGAUAUUCUUCAUGUUAACAUUCAUCAGAUACCUGCAUAUAUCAAACUUAGACAUUAUCCUAUGUAUAGAAGUGCACAUCGUCAUUAA
This is a messenger RNA of Necator americanus (New World hookworm), 600 nucleotides long. RefSeq lists its product as uncharacterized. The record is from RefSeq and is a predicted model, not a curated record. Bases 1 to 600 code for a protein of 199 amino acids. The transcript has 6 exons. NCBI's taxonomy places the organism in Eukaryota, Metazoa, Nematoda, Chromadorea, Rhabditida, Ancylostomatidae.